Molecule: messenger RNA, 2868 nt
Organism: Anopheles funestus (African malaria mosquito)
Lineage: Eukaryota; Metazoa; Arthropoda; Insecta; Diptera; Culicidae
Product: homeobox protein engrailed-2b
Exons: 2
Coding region: 2083-2868 (261 amino acids)
Biological process (GO): cell differentiation; regulation of transcription by RNA polymerase II
Cellular component (GO): nucleus
Molecular function (GO): RNA polymerase II cis-regulatory region sequence-specific DNA binding; DNA-binding transcription factor activity, RNA polymerase II-specific
Source: RefSeq, a predicted model, not a curated record
UUUUUUCAUUAGCCUUUUCAAGUGUGCGCCUCGAAGGAGGUUGAAAGGCAUUAUUCAAAUGCUUUCUACUCGUAGCAUUUCCAGUAUCGUAUAACGACGUCCCAUGAGCAACUUAUUUUGCUACCGAGUUUCCCAAGAGCUUUGCCGCCUCCUAUUGUGCUGACCAUGAACGGACCGCCAAACGACAAGAAUCUCUCUCUCUCUCUCUCGGGAAGAUAAUCCCGGAUACGAAAAGCCGGGUAUUUGUUGUUGGUGAUCGUGAUCGGUGAAAAAUUGUCCGAAGUUUGCAGUUUCCAGCUCGAUGGCGUUCACAUACUACUUGGCGAGCAGUUCGUUGUUCAGUUAGGUUUCUUCUCUCAUUGCAUUUCCAAACCUCAGAACAAAGCUUUCAUUUUUGUGCCGCACUGAAUUAUGUAAUAAGGAUUAGAAUUAGCAUCCUACUGCGCCGGCACAGCGGUUCGGUUCGAUUGAUGGGUUAAUGGAAACGAUGGUUCAGUGAACAUGGUAUAUUACUCUGAUGGGCGUAUGAGAAUUAUGUAAAUAGUCUAUUACGAGACCAACCCAUAAAGCUCAAAGCUUUUCCAUCGCAGCUGUUCCAUAAUGGUGGAAGUUAUGAUUUGUAAUAAGAGUAUUAGGAGUCUCUUCGAUUUUUAAAGCACAUUUCAUGUGGAUAUAUUUUUUAUAAUAGGAAAAACUGUCGAAAAGAUUAAAGAAUAUUGGAAAAAUAUUGGAUUUCCAUUCGGAUGUAAAUUAUUCUACUUUAUCCCCUUUAUUUCAUUACUUCAAUUUUUUCUUUAAAUUCAUUAGUUAGCCAUAGCCGGAUAGUUAGUCUUGUUUCAAGGAACGAACGGUACAAUUUUUAUCCAAAUACAAAUUUUUAUACUUAGUCACCAGUUACAACCUGAUUGCUUUAUUAUUUAAUAGCUGUGCGUUUUAAAAAAAACUUGGCCAAAAUGUUGGCUAAAUGCCUACAAGAAAUUGUAAAGGAAAGGCAAGAAAAUAUUACACAAAAUACGUACAUUAGAUAAUAAAUACUUAUAUCAAGCUACGGGUUAAUGAAUUCAAGGAAAGUGCCACAAAAUAAAGUAGAAGAAAUUUAUCUUUACUAUGUACGGCGAGUAUUCAGUUCUUGGUACCAAAUUUCUAACGAGAUUCGAUCAACGACCUUCGUUCGUAUAAGCGUAUGCCUUCCCGGGAAUGGAAUAUAUUAUUCAACCUGAUAUUCUGUACCAAAAUUUCAUCCAAAAAAAAGGUUCUAACUAACGUCCAUGAAGUGCUCUACCUUCAUUUGUCAACAUAUGGAUUAUCUAAUAAUACGAUACAUUUAUCGUCCAAUUGUAAGACAUCAUUAUUAAAAAUUAGUUCAACAUUUUCCCAUAAAAAAAAUCGCCGAAAUUGACCUAUGAUUAUCUUGUUUGUGAAUGUUGUUUCGUAAAGAGUAUGCAGCACUCGUCCUUACAGCAGAUGAAACAUCCGCCAUCAUCGCCAGCUGCAAUCUUUCCGCCUUGGUUGGUUCUAAUCCAACUCAAGUGUCCUCAAAUAAAACGAGGGGAGUAAGUUGCUUCGUUCGUUCAAAACCAGUUGAGCAAUUGCCAUUUAAUUAUCAACCACAGAAAAUCAUGAGAAACAAAUUGGUGGCUAAAAACGGUGCAGAAAACGAAGAGAAAUCGCUUCAAGCCUGUCUGGGCAAAAGCGAGUCCUUCGUCCUUCAUUUUCAGGUCUAGUAGAAAAGGAAGAUGAACAGAAGAGGGAACGUUUCGUACCAAUACGGAUACCCCGUAGGGAAACAGCCGUUUGAAUGGCACGCUCCUGCCAUUGGUAAAAUGGGAGGAGUUUACGGCACCUCAGGCAGCUUCCGAUCCUUGCACGAUGGGCAACAGGACUUGCAAAUAUUUGGACAGGGAUUCAAUUUCAACCAAAACAAUACCCAGUGUAUGUCCCGUUCGGAAAAGGGAGGGCUACACAAACGGUUGCCACACAGAAGGGAAGAACAUAAAAAGGAUGUGAUCGAUUGCUACCGGUGUUCAGUGUGUGAUCGGUGCGCUAAAGGACCAGACCAGGAUAUCCAGAGCAUCGCGUGUAAUGGCGGCUUCCAGUUGCAAGAGUGUAGCUCCUUUGCGGCAAAGUGAUUUCAGUAUAGAGCAUAUCCUAACGCGUGCCGGUGAACGGUACAGCAAAAGGCGCAAGUUAGCCAGUUCACCGAAUUGUCGAAAUUGUUUUACGAAUAGCCCGGGAAGUGAUCGUAGUGAUGAAGGCGAUGUGGAUGAUGUUGGCCGGUUGCGUGAUGAAACUGGCACGGAAGCGGACGAAGAACUUGAUGAAGAAAUUGACGUAGGACAAACGGUCCGAUCGGAUUCUGGAUUUUUACCGACGGCUCCCGGUUGCAGUAUGCCCACGUUUGAUUGGCUAUACUACACCCGGUACCAUCCACCAAAGUUGCCACGUCCUCAGAAAUCGGGUCCCGUAAAGCGUACUCCUGGACGCUUACCACGUGUACCAUUUACCCCGGCCCAACUGAGUGCAUUAGAGGACGCAUAUAAAGUAUCCACCUACCUGAGUUCCGAGGAAGCAAAUCAGCUAGCGUACAGCCUAGAGUUGACCAAUACGCGUGUGAAAAUUUGGUUCCAGAAUCGGCGUGCCAGGGAUCGUCGAGAAAAGCGAGAAGCGUCGCUUGCCACCGGUGGCAGCAACUAUACGGAUCCACCUCUCAGUUUGAUGCCACUUUGUGCCGGUAGUUCAUCAACGAUGUUGCAGACGAAUGUUAUACACAGCAAUUCUGGAACUGGUAGUCAUCCGUCUUCUCCCUCUAGUGUAGAAGCGACCGGUAGUCGACUGAGCAGAAGUCCUACAACCGAUCGAAGCUACUAG